Cimex lectularius (bed bug) is the source of this 2173-nucleotide messenger RNA. RefSeq names its product GON-4-like protein. Bases 192 to 1991 code for a protein of 599 amino acids. Gene Ontology annotation, molecular function: transcription coregulator activity. Gene Ontology annotation, biological process: regulation of DNA-templated transcription. Gene Ontology annotation, cellular component: nucleus. The record is from RefSeq and is a predicted model, not a curated record. The transcript is spliced from 14 exons. Lineage: Eukaryota; Metazoa; Arthropoda; Insecta; Hemiptera; Cimicidae.
CUAAAUUAGUUCCUAGGUAGAUCACGCCUUCUGUGCUUAAUUGAUAUUGUCUACCAGUGAGAGUCCUUUUAGCGUCCUGUAACCUCCCCGCGGUUAUCAUAGUAAAUAACCUUACCGGUUUUCUACCUUUGACAAUUGUAUUGAUAAUGAUUGAAAGUUUUAUUAAAUAAAUAAUUACAGACAAAUUUACGAUGUUGCCUAGCAUGCCUCUUCUAUUUUCUAACUCCCAACAGGAGGAAAUAAAAAAGGAUUCCAACACCACAGCUGCCAACACACCCCCAGAGAACGAAGCAGAAAUUAAGCCUCCGAUGCAAAUCCAAGAGGCGGUGCAAAAGUUGACGGUAAAGAAAAACAAUUCUCCAACACGCAUUAGAGAGUUAGCAUCUGAUAUGACUUAUGAAACCCUCCCUGGGGGUGAAAAGGAAUGUGAAGACGAACUUGUUCUGUUGGCUGAAAACUCUCCAUGUAGCGAGAAGCGAAAAAUGGUGCAGAAUCAGGUCAAAAAGAAAAAAAGGCUGGAAUGCAGUAACGAAUCGUCUGAUGAGAAGGGACCUUCUCAUGAUGGCAAUCAUUAUGCCGAGGCCUAUUUUAUGAAGGCAAAAUCUACUCUCGAUGAGGGGACUUUUCAACAGUUCAUCACGGUUUUAAGCGAAGCCGUCGAUGAACCGGGGGCUGCAGUGGCCUUGUACAAUAAAAUGACAGAAAUAUUAGUAAACUACCCUCAACUCCUUGACGAUUUCAUCGGAUUCCUCCGUCCGCACCAGGCGAAAGAGUGCGGAAAGCUUAUGGACCUGCAGUAUUUUGAAAAAUGCUGGUCUUUUUUCAAAAAAUUAGAUGCACACCAUGGCAACCGAUUUCACAAUGCACUGGAACAACAGGUUUCAAACAAUGUGAACUCAUCAGAGACAAUCAAAGCAAGUAUUUUGCCCAUUUUUAAAGGCAGUCCACAUCUUUCUGAAGCGUUUCUUCACCUUUUACCAGAUGAAAAGCCUCCUCCUAGUUCAAAAGAAGAUUUUGAAGACAUAAGCGAGGUUUCCGUGGAAGAGAGCGGCUGGGAAAGGAUCAGGAUACCUGAACACCCUGACCGGGGCUGCCAGCAGAAUUGCAACUGCAAAUGCCAUACAUCUGAUCCCAAAUUAUUCUGCCUGUCCUGCAAUCUCAAAUUUCUCAAUGGCCAAAUAUACAUUCGUGAUGGCAAAGUACUAAGGUUUGCAAGAAUCAGCUUCGGUGAAACUCCACUCGAGGAGAUGCUCCAAAAACUUCAUCCAGCAUUAUACAGCAAGAGGAGGGAAAAGAGAAGAACAUCAAAAUCUGUCAGCGCACCAAAUAAAGAAGUUCUUUGUGAGGAUGAAAAUGCAGUUCAAACUAAAGAAGACCUCCAACCCGCAUCCUCCCCGGAUAGAUGUGACAAAACGGAGGAAGAAGAUGAUUACUGGGAAGAAGAUGAUGUCUCUAGUGGAGACAAGUCUUCCAUAGGGGAUCCUUUUGACGGUUCGUUUGAAGAUCCCGACACCUGUGAUAGCACAAGGUUCCUCGGUCAACUGCAGCCUGUCAGCCCAAUUUACAGUCUUGUAGACGAGGAAAGUCAAAAAGGGAAGUCUGAAAUCCUGAAAAUUUUAGAUAAUAAUGAACCAAGUCCAAAACAAGAGAUAACUCAAGUAAAGACUGAAACUGAACAUACAAGUUCAGAUAUAGAAACAAUAGUUCAAAUAAAUAACAUCCAAGAUGAAGGGAAAGAUGAAACCAAAGAAAUCACGAUCGAAGUUAAACCGAAGGAAGAAGAGGUUAAGGAGAAGAGGGUUUGGACGAGAGAAGAAGACAAAAUGAUACUUCAGACUUUCCAAAAAGAACUAGGGACCGAGCAGACAUUCUCAAAAAUAAGCAACUUAAUGCCAUCCAGGAGUGUAAACGAUAUUCAAGGAAGAUUUCAAGUUUUAAUGAACCUUCUGGAAAAAGUUGCAAGCGGUUCCCAUGACGCUUACCCCGCAUAAAGGUUUCAAAUUAUUACCAGUAUCGUCCAGCCCUUGGCCCCGUUUUAAGUAUUUUAUCUCAUAAUCGAUUCGAUCAAUUUUGUGGCUGUGUUAUUGUACAAAUUAAUGUUUUAUUAUUUAAUAAUUACAUUUGUUAAUGAAUUUUCUCUCCACGAUCUCUCAUUAAAAAAUUUUGAUGUUAA